AUGCUCCAGGCCUUGAAGAAACUGCUGCAAAGCUUUCGAGCUGCGCAGGAUCAAUUGGCCACCGCCAAGGCCUCCGGAGAGAUCGAAGCGGCCGGGCAGGAGUUGCAAGUUGUUGCAUCGCAGCUGAUUGAGUUGGUUCAUCGUCUGACGAUGCGCAGUGACCAGGUCGACGCCAUUCUCGGAGAAAAGUCUACCGAUCUUCACGUUAUCGAGGCGCCGCUCCGGGCUUCCCUCGAAUCUCUCCUGGGAGUUCGUGAGCGCCUGAAGCAGAUCGAGGCCGAGAAGGCUGCUCUUCAAGCUUUGAAAAGUGAGGAGGAGCAGAAGGCCGCUUCUUGGGCGACUCAAGCCAAAGAAGCAGCCAGCACCGCGCAAAUGGAAGGGGGUCGGGCUGAAGCAUUAAUGAAGCAAGCAGGCAAAGCUGCAGAGGAAAAGCGAGAAGAAGAAAAAGCAGCCGAAAGGGCUCGCAUUGAAGCUGAAGAGAAAGCCCGAAUUGAGGCUGAGCAAGCGGCUGAAAGGGCUCGAAUUGAAGCUGAAGAAAAAGCUCGAAUUGAGGCGGAGAAAGCAGCUGAACGGGCUCGAAUUGAAGCUGAAGAAAAAGCUCGAAUUGAGGCUGAGCAAGCAGCUGAAAGGGCUCGAAUUGAAGCUGAAGAAAAAGCUCGAAUUGAGGCCGAGAAAGCAGCUGAACGGGCUCGAAUUGAAGCUGAAGAAAAAGCUCGAAUUGAGGCCGAGAAAGCAGCUGAAAGGGCUCAAAUUGAAGCUGAAGAACAAGCUCGAAUUGAAUCUGAGAAAGCUGCUGAAGCAGCUCGUAUUGAAGCUGAAGCCCAAAGUGUUAUGAAAUCUAUGAAGUCAGACACAAGUACAAUGGAUUUGCAGGGAAAGAAUGGAGUUGAAGAUCAACCGAAAGAGCAAGCCCCUGAAGCACUUGCCACAAAUCCAUCCCUUCCAAAGACUGGUCCUACCUCGCCUUGCAAGCAGCAGAAAGCUGCACAAGAUCCGACUUUGACCUCUCAGGUUGCUGAAGUGCAGCGGCUCUUUGUGAAGUCGGACGCAUGCCCAAAGGUCAGUGGAGAGUACCGCCGCAGCGAGAGUGACUGGCAAGGUCGUCAAGCCUUUAAGAAGCACAACGACGAGAUCUUCUUGGUUUGGUCGCCUCGUGAGGCUGGACAUUGGACCUUCACUCGAGAUCCCAAUGCGGAGGAAGUCUUGGCACGCAGCUUGCAGGUGUCCUUAACGACGACGCCUGAGGAGCUCAUGUGCCGCAGUUGGACCAUGGCCCCAUGGAGAAGUCAUGGCAGCAAGAUGGUGGUUCACAUUCAGAGAGCCUGAUUUGAAAGCGAACGACACCAUCUUGAAAUGCUUUCGAUGUUGUGGGAAUGACUGGGAAAGGAGCCAACGUCGCAUUUCGUCUC
Cladocopium goreaui is the source of this 1409-nucleotide messenger RNA. Lineage: Eukaryota; Dinophyceae; Suessiales; Symbiodiniaceae. The record is from the annotation of a GenBank genome assembly.